This is a messenger RNA of Pseudopipra pipra, 6007 nucleotides long. It is a transcript of the gene FOXO6, whose product is annotated as forkhead box O6. Gene Ontology annotation, molecular function: RNA polymerase II cis-regulatory region sequence-specific DNA binding; DNA-binding transcription factor activity, RNA polymerase II-specific. Gene Ontology annotation, biological process: regulation of transcription by RNA polymerase II. Gene Ontology annotation, cellular component: nucleus. The coding region runs from base 921 to 2762 and encodes 613 amino acids. The transcript is spliced from 2 exons. Lineage: Eukaryota; Metazoa; Chordata; Aves; Passeriformes; Pipridae. The record is from RefSeq and is a predicted model, not a curated record.
GAGGGCACUCCCCUCCCCCGCCCUCCCCCCGCCCCUCCGGGCCCUCCCCCUGUGUCACGGCGGCGCCCGCAUUCGGGAACGGGCACGGCGGAGGGAGGGAAGGAGGGAGCGAGCGAGCGAAGGAACGCACGAACGAGCGAGCAGCCGCUCCAGCAUGUGGCCCGCCCGCGCCGUGGCGGCAGCGCGGCGGCGGCGGCGGCGGCGGGCAGGUGCGCGGCCGCUGAAGCGGAGCGGGGGGGCGUAGGGGCGGGAGCCCGCCCGCCGCCGCCCUCGCCGGCGCUGUCAGGUGCGUGCCGCCCGCCAGCAUGGCUCCGCCGCAACGCCGGACCUAGCGCCGGGCCGCCCGCGGGAGGCUGCGCCCGCCGCGCCGAGGGCUUCCCCCCCCAGCUCCGUCCCGCUUCUCCCCCGCCCAGGUGCCCCGGAGCGCGCCGGUGCCCGGCCGAGGAUGCUGCCCGCCGCCGCUCGCCCCGGUUCAUCUGUUGCUGCCUGAGCCAGCCCGAUGGAUGCGGCCGCCCCCGCGCCCUGCCCGCCCGCAGCCGCCCCGCUGGCCGCCGAGCCGGGAACCGCUCCGGAGCUCCGCGGCUGGUAAAAACCGAACCAAAACCAAAUCCGAACCAAAAAAACACACCCCCGCUUCGGCCGGGGCUGGAGAGGUGGCCGAGGACCAUGCAGCGCGUCCCCCGGCUCGGCGCUCCCGGCAGAGCCGCCUCCUAGAGCCGCCGGACUCGGGGCUCCCCCCGCCAGGACCCGAGCGGCUCCUCCUUCCCCUCUCCCCUCCAGCCGGGCAAGGAGCCCGCCUUCGCACUCCUCUCCCUCUCGAGAUUUUGGGUUUUUUGUUGUGUGUUUAUUUUUUUUUUUUUGAGUGGAAACCGCCCGUAACUCCGGGGGGGGGGCUGUAGGGGGACGGCGGGGAGGGGACCAUGGAAGAAAAGCUCCAGGCGCAUCAGGUGGAGAUCGACCCGGAUUUCGAGCCGCAGAGCCGGCCCCGCUCUUGCACUUGGCCUCUCCCCCACCCCGACUUGGCGACGGAGGAGGAGGAUGGGGGCGCGGGGGGACCCCCGGCGCUGGCGGCCGGCGGGGACGGAGCCGAGAACGCGGCGGCCCCGGUGGAGCGCAGAGUCGCCGCCGCGCCCCCACCGCCCCCCGGCGCGGAUGUGGGGCAGCUCCGCAAGGCCAAGACCUCCCGGCGCAACGCCUGGGGCAACCUUUCCUACGCCGACCUCAUCACCAAAGCCAUCGAGAGCUCGCCGGAGAAGCGCCUCACCCUCUCGCAAAUCUACGACUGGAUGGUGCGAUACGUUCCCUACUUUAAGGAUAAAGGAGACAGCAACAGCUCCGCCGGCUGGAAGAACUCCAUCCGGCACAACCUGUCCCUGCACACCCGGUUCAUCCGCGUGCAGAACGAGGGCACCGGCAAGAGCUCCUGGUGGAUGCUGAACCCCGAGGGCGGCAAGACGGGCAAGACGCCGCGGCGGCGGGCGGUGUCCAUGGACAACAACAGCAAGUUCCUGCGCAUCAAGGGCAAGGCCAGCAAGAAGAAGCAGCUGCAGGUGACGCAGGAGCGCGGGGAGGACAGCCCCUCCUCCCAGCAGCCCAAGUGGUCGGAGAGCCCCGUGUCCCACGCCAGCGACGAGUACGACGCCUGGGCAGACUUCCGGACGCGCGCCAGCUCCACGGCCAGCACGCUGAGCGGGCGCCUCUCGCCCAUCAUGGCCAACCACGAGCCUGACGAGCUGGAGGAGGACGACGGCACCCCCUCCUCCCCGCUGAUGUACCCCAGCCCCUCCAGCACCAUGUCUCCUUCCCUCAGCGCCCGCUGCUCCGUGGAGCUGCCCCGGCUGACCGACCUGACCGGCACCAUCAGCCUGAACGAGAGCCUCGGGGAGAGCAUGCUGGAGGACCUGCAGGACGGCUACGCCAUGAGCCCGAGCCAGCAGCUCCCGCCGGCCGCCCUGCGGCAGCGCAGCUCCAGCUUCACCUUCAACUCCAAGUGCUCCAACAUGGGGGCUGCCGGCAACACCUACUGCGGGACCAUCUACAGCCAGCCGGCCAUGGGCCUCAUGCGCCGCCUGCCCAUGCAGACCAUCCAGGAGAACAAGCAGGCCACCUUCUCUCCCGUCAGCUCCUACAGGAACGCCUCGCUGCAGGACCUGCUCUCCUCCAUCUCCUACGCGCACAAGGAGAGCAUGGUCCCGGGGGACCUGCCCCUGCCGCAGGCCAGCCCCAUGGUGCCGGCCCGUGGCCACAGACACAACCCGCUGCUGUGCGGGGGCGGGGAGCAGGGCCUGUCCUCCUACCCGUCCCACCCGGGCUCUCUCAUGAAGAGCGGCGCGUUGUACCACCCGUCACCAGCCGGCCACCACCCCGCGGUCAACACCAGUGCCUUAGCCAAUCCUGUCAGCCUUAUGAGCCUGCCCAGCGACUCGUGCAGCAUGGCGGCCGUGCCGCACCACGGGCACCUGCAUCCCUACGCCAAUAACCAAGGGGCACACAUGAGCCUGCUGGAUUCGCUGCAGGGCCCCUACCCGGGGGCCGUCCACCCCCCCGUGUUGGGCCAAGACAGGUUCCCAGCAGACCUGGACCUGGACAUGUUCAACGGGAGCCUGGAGUGCGACGUGGAGUCGAUCAUCCUGAAUGACUUUAUGGACAGCGACGAGAUGGACUUCAACUUCGACUCGGCCCUCCCGCCGCAGAACGGGCUCAACGUGCCCGCGCUGCCCGGGGGGCCACAGCCCACAAACCAGAGCUGGGUGCCUGGGUGAUGCCCGCCCCGGGGGGGGCUGACCACCGGGAAGCCACGAGGGGAACAUUGAGACUAACUUUUUUUUUUCCUUUCUCUUCUGCCUUUGUUUGUUAAGAUGGGCGAGAGCCGUCGGUCUGAGCUCGAGGUCGAACACGGAACACAAACCGGAGGGUCAAAUACUGAGAUGGAGGGGGAGGGCCCCCAGCCCCACGUGUGCCCCGUCUGCUGGGUCCUCCCGUGGGCAUCCUCCAGAGGACACAGGGCAGCUGAGUGGGAGAGGCAGCUGGAGCCAGACGGAUCCAGGGGGGUAGCAGGAAGGGAAGACCUUUCCAGAUGGUCCCAGUGCCCCACUGUGAUGGUGCCAGUUUGAUUUGCCCUUGGGCUGGGUGACGGAGCGGUGACGGCUGGUGGUGUGGUCCUUUCCCAUGGGAAGGGACUGUUCCCUGAGCCACCUUGGGAAAUGAGCCCUCUGGGUAGAAGUGUCAGGAGUGGGGACCCUGCCCCAGGGUGGGGGGGGCUCGUCACCCCUCAGUCCUGGUGGAGGUCAGAGCUCUGCCAAGCCCACACACCCAGGACACCUCCACAGGGAGUGUCCCUGUGUGGCCCCAGGCAGGUUCUCUUACCGAGCAGUGAGAGGGGUGGUGAUGGAGGGGAGGGUGUGCAGGCAGCAGCCCUGGGAACAGCAUCUGGGCAGCCCCCUCGCCUGCUGGGGGCUGGGGGUGCCCCAGGAAUGCUGCAGUCCCUGCGUGGGGCAGGCGUGGGCAGGGCCCGGGGGGGUCCUGCUGGGAGUGAUGUGCUGCUGGAAUGGGUCCCCUGUGCUGGAGGUUCAGGGGCAGCUUGCAGGGUUGGGGAGGGGGGCGUAUUUAUUUGAUUUCAUGCACUCUUUUGCCAUUGAGUUUUUGCAUUGGAAGGAAGAAAGGGUCAAGCUUAGGGACAGGAGAGAGAGGCCGUGAGCAGUGCUGGUGGCUGCGUCCCGUCACAGGGCUCAUCUUGGCUUGGCCAUGGCUUUGGGUGCUGGAUGAUGGGGUGAAAGCUGUGAUGUGGGUCACCCUCAAGAAGGGGAGGGUUGUGGUGGCCAGGCCUCCAGGUGCAGGGUGGGAUCCUUCCUGCCCCAAACCUGGAUGACCCACAUUGCUCAGGGAGGUGUCAUGGGGCUCACAGCCAGGGCUGUGGGGCUCCAGUGGAUCACUGCCCAUCCCCAAGGUGCCAGGAGAGCUGGUCUAGGGGGCUGUCAGCAAGAGGGGUGCACCCACCUUCCAGGGGCUGGGGCUCCGUGGGGAUGGGGACCACAAUUCACACGUGGUCCUGCUGCGUGCCAGGAUCCCAAACUGGCCCCACUGCCUCAGUGGGGCAGGCGUGGGCCAGGGGGCCACAGCCAUCCUGCACAGCUGUGGGGCAGCUCUGCCCUGGGUGCAGGGGGGUUUUGGAGGGGGCAGGCUGGUGGGCAGCAGCAGCAGCGACUGGUCCGUGCUCUGGAGGCACUGGAGGGGCUGGGAGGAUGUGGUAGGAGCUGCUGCUCUGUCCUGUGGAGUCUCUGCUCAGCCAUCCUUCCUCCUGGGCACCACAGGCUCUCUCUAACCCCCAGCCCCUGCCUUGCAGCAGGGACAGGCUGCUGAACCAGCACGUUCUCCCAGCCCAGCUCUUCCCUUCUUGCCCCAGGACCUGCUCCCCUGGCACAGUGCAGGCACUGGGUCCCAGCUGCAGGAACAGUGUGGCUGCCCAGAGCCAGGGCAGGGACCUGUGGGUGGGCACCUCCUGCUCCUCUCCUGACCCACAGGGCUGUGGCAAAGUGUGACAGAGGAGCCCCAUGUGCCACCGUCCACCUUUGACCAGGGCACACGGCAGGCACAGUGUCUGAAGACAUUCUUACAAGUUAAUUAAUUAUGUUUACAUUAUUUGAUCAUGUACAGAAUUUAAUAUAUUCUAUUAUAUAUAAUCUUUCUUGAAUGCUUUUUUAAAAAGGGUUAUUCUUUGGUCAGGAUCAUUACCACAUUCCUUUUGUACACCACCUCUCGUUUCAGGCAUAUUUCAAAUCCUUGGAAACUGGUCGCAAAUGGCAAAUUAAUCCCUGGCCCCCCAGUUCAGCACGUGGGGUGUGAGGGACCCAGAGUCAGGGAGGGUGGGGAGGGCUGCCCUGGAGGAAAAAGGGGGGCUCUGCCCCCAAGAACAGGAGAAACAGAAGGGGUCCUGGCUCUUCCAGGCAUCCAGUGUCCAGGCACAGCUCCAGCAGCACACCAGCACACCGGGCCAGCAGGCAGGCGUUUGCAGAUGGGAUUCUCUGGCACAGGGACCCCCAAACCCCCUGUGGUGUCACAGACCCGACCAUCGGUGUGGAGGGGGAGCCACACCAGCAGCAGGAGAAAACCCUCCCCUUGUCUCAUGCCUGCCCCCCCCCCCGCUGCCCCCCUGCCCCGCUGCUGGAGCCCCUCGAUCCCCCGGGGCACGUCCCAUUGCCCAGCUGUCCUUGUGGUUCGUGACCGUGGGGUUGUCGUGUGUGCGGUGGAGUCGUGUUGGUUUUGAAGCGUCGUGUGUUCAGUCGUGUGCGGGGCGAGGGACGGCGGGGGCAGGCACAGAGACCCCACAGCUGGGACCCCGGGCCAGGGGGGGCUGCAGGGGAGCCCAGGGACCCAGGGGGGUGGUGGUGGCACGGGGGGUUUCGGGGCUGUGCUUGAUGCCCCUGGGGCAGGCGGGUCCUGGGGGCCCUGGGGGUGGCUGGCACGGCCGUGCCCUCUGUGAGCGCGGGUGUGGGGACACCAGGGCUCUGUGUCACUGUGGGGUGGCCGAGGGGACACCAGGGCUCUGUGUCACUGUGGGGUGGCCGAGGGGACACCAGGGCUCUGUGUCACUGUGGGGUGGCCGAGGGUUCUCUCUCUGAACACAGCCAGGCCCCCUCACGUCCCACCUCACUCAGCUUCACCCUCCCUGCUCCAUCACCCCCUCUCCCCCUGGUGCCCUGAGGACACGGAGCUCCCUCUGCUCCCAGCCCUGCCCCUGCUCAGCCCUGCCUGGAGCUGGUGUGGGGGGAUGCCGAGGGCCCCCCCGGUUUGCUCAUACAGUGGUUUUGGGUCCGUCCUUUCCCUCGUAUUUAUAACUGUACAGACUGGGGGGGAGGGUCUGAGGUCAUCUCUCACCACACAUCUAUAGUAGGCAAUGGUAACUUUCUUGGUUGUGCUAUUAGAGUUUGUGUAUGUGGCAAUGUAAAGAACUGUGUAUAGUGCAUUGUACAGCAUAUUUUCAUGAAUAAAAUUGUUUUAAAUAUUACAA